Messenger RNA from Pieris rapae (cabbage white), 3934 nucleotides. RefSeq names its product protein hairless (gene H). Bases 451 to 2013 code for a protein of 520 amino acids. The record is from RefSeq and is a predicted model, not a curated record. The transcript has 3 exons. NCBI's taxonomy places the organism in Eukaryota, Metazoa, Arthropoda, Insecta, Lepidoptera, Pieridae.
UUUCGAGUUUAUUAUGCCCAAAUUGAACGAUUUUAUUUGGAUUUUGAACGAAUCAAAAUGGAUGCUGGGUGUGAAUGAACUAUGUGCUGAAAAACGAACAGCUUUUUAUCAAGUACUGUCGAAACCCUGAUAAUAAUCAGGAUUCCGGCAUUGUGAUUUUGUAGAGCAGCUAAUUAGGGAGUGAUAUAAUAUUGUGUGUGCUGCUGUUAUAAAGAUUGUAGCAAAAGUUUUUGAAUUCUGUAGUCACCGUGUCGGUAAUGUGUUUACGAGAGUGUCGGCCGAGUUUCCCGCAGGUGGCCCUAAUAGGAUGAGGACUCGUACGGAAACGUUGAAAGUUGAUGUUAAUCAACGAGUGUUAUGUAUUGCGCUGCCAUUAGUUCUCGGUACGACAUGGCGAGAAUUUUAGGACUAAGCAAUAGCUCAAGUUUUGAAUGAGCGAGUAGAAAUGAAAUGCAUAUACAGGAAGGAACGAACACAACUCUGACAACAUGUACCAAAAUGACAGAAGAAUUAGACAGAAGACAUGGUGUAAAUGGUAGCAAAGGUCUUAAUGACGAUCCUCCCGCACAGAAUGCAACGCCCGCGGCUACGGGUGGCAGGCUUAAGUUUUUCAAAGAUGGGAAAUUCAUUCUGGAGCUGGUCCGCGGUGGGGAGCGGUCGGGCUGGGUGUCGGUGCCACGAAAGACGUUCUGGCCUCCGGCCGGAGCGCCCGGGACGCCGCCGCCGCCUCACGCUGCCGCGCCUUGCGCCACGCUUUCGCUGUCCGACGACAACUCGUCGUUGCAUUCGUCGCCCUGCGCCUCUCACCGAGAUCACGCCUUCAAGCAGCCUGCCCCGCGCCGCAAUCUCUCCAAAGAGUUAGCCAUGUACUACUGCCGGCCCUCCACCCUAACCGCCGCUCUCGUGCGCGCCGCCUCGCGCCUUAAGCGCCGUCGCCCUCACGAUCCCGUCCACCACGACGCCUCGUUCGAAGAGGCCAAACGGAACGGCGACGUCGCCGACGAUAAGGCCUGCAGAGGGGAGGACGUAGUCGACGCCCCGAUUGAAACGAAAACGAAACACGACAAUGAUCGGUGGACGGAUUUAGAUCGAGAAAAAUAUUAUCAUAUGAAACUCAAGAAACCGUAUCAGUAUCAUAAGUUAAGGGUUUACAAAAAGAGGAAACCGAUCGCUAAAAGAAAGGAGCUAUCGCAAAUCGUAGACAAGCUCCGGGAGAAAGUCGCGGCGUUUCCGGUCCUCGUGAAUGCGAAAUUGGCCAACUGCCGCCAAGAGCAUGUGAUUGUGUCGCCUCGGAAGCGAAUUCUCAGGGAGAUGGAAAGAGUCAGUCUCGAGGACCAGGCGACGAAGAGGCGGGCCAAGACCGUGCCGACGCUGAGUACGGCGUCGUACCCGCCGUCGCCGGGGCCCAGUCACACGCCGCACCGCGCCCAUGAGCCAACUCGCGCGCAGAACGGCACACUGCCAAAGAAGGAGACGGUGUCCAAGAACGUGAGCAGUUACAGCAUACACUCCUUGCUGAGCAUGCCGGAAGAGACUGGCACGAGGCGGUCGCCGGAGGCGAAGAGGUCUCCCCACUCGUAUCCGCCGUCCUUGAAGACGGAGUCUCCGUCGAGCGUGACGUCCCCGGACCUGAGUCCCAGUCCCGACGGGUAUCGGUACCGGUAUGGGCUUUCGUUGGACUCGCCCGGGCGUGGGGCUGCUCGGGAUUCACCGACGCCGCCGACGGGGGCAGGAGUGGCCUAUCGCGGGUACGCGGCACCCGGCUAUGCUAGGGCCCCGCCGACGUACCGCGGUUCGCCGGGCCGAGAGGACUGGCCUCCCUACGUGUACGGUUACGCUUACCCGCCCCUUUACCGGGCCCCCGCUGCCCCCGCGCCGCUGUGGAUGCACUAUGCGAUGUCGCCCGGCGUCCCUCCCGGCGCCUGGCCACCGCUCGCCCAUCCCUUGCUCACGGAUCACAUACCUAAAGACGAACCCACUUCAGAUUUGCCAUUGAACCUGUCGAAGCACUGAGUAUCUCGUCGCUGACAAUGAAACAGUUAAAUCAAUGUGCUCGAUUGUGUCACGGCUCUAUUACGUCGUUAAUUCAUUCCGCGGCGAGACAAUGACUUUCCCACGAAUUUCCUUAAAACAUUCCAAUCAUUGUCUCCAUUGAAUUGGCUUCUGUUUAAGUCCAAAAAUCACAUCCCACCUAUCUAUUCGUUGGUCCGCAACCUAUGGAUCGCUUAUUAAAUAUGAAACUGAAUAAAAUAUUUUUGUAUAGAUUCCGAUUUUCGGGUUGUAUAUACCCACCCGGAAAUGUAUUUACAAAAUGUAUAUUAUACCGGAAAUUAACUAUUUUAUUAGUGUUUGUAUGCAGAUGCGUGUAUUUUCAUACGAAUUAUUUGUACGAUUUGAUAUAUUUUCAUAUUGGCUCUAUAGCUGAGGCGAUACAAAUUCUACCUUGUCGAUUGUUAACGAACAGUGCCUUGACAAAUUGAUAUAAACCUAUUUAUAAAUGGUAAUACAAAUUUAAUAUUGAAAAUGCAAUUUUUUUUUUGUAUCACACGAAAUUAUAUUUUUCGGUCAUUUCGCAGAUUAAAUUCCAUAUUGAAUAACUCACGAUCUCAUUAUUUAAUUUAGAAAAUAAAACGAGACAAAGACUACAGUUUUGGGAUCAAAUUUGGAUGUGUGUUUAUGUAACAUAUAAAUUAAAAGACAUGUACAUAUAGCUUGUGAAUGGUGUAUUGAGCGGGAGUAUAUAGGAGGUUAUAUAGGAAUCGACCGCUUACGUAAAGGUUAGAGUUAUACCCAGGAAUAAUAAUUUUUCUAAUUGUACAGUAUUUUUGUAUCGUGUAUUUUAAGAAUCGACCGCGAUAAAGCCUUGAGAUUAAAUCCUAGAGAUAGUUUUCUGCAAUUUAUUAUUGGGUUAUUGUAUUAUAAGGACAGUUGAAGGAUUAAAGGACUGACUUUGAUGUAAUAUUAUUGGAAUUGUAUAAAAUAGUUGUGUAUGGCCUACUACGCUCUUAAACAUGUCCACCAACAAAGUUGUAGAGUAAUUAGGUGUAAAAUCCUGCUCAAUCUAACUCAGUACAUUUAGGUAUUUAUCAGCUGUUCGGAGUGAACUGUGUUUUUAUUUCUAUCUCUCUGCAUUCGAAUGCAGAGUUUUGCUCAAAAGAUGCAGUCUGUUAUAGAUAGUUAUGCUAACAGCAAUCGUUAUGCAAAUGAUGAUUCUUGUCGUAAAUGUUAAUGAUUUUUUUAAUUAGAAUCUCGAUUGAUUUAUUGCGAUUACCAAUAGAUUAUAUCUAUCAGUUUGAGCCAACAUAACUGUAUCUCUCAAGUAAUUACCAGUGCGUACAUAUUUGAUUAAUGUAUUUACGCAGUACAAAUAUACUGUUAAGAGAUACGUUUAUCGAUAGCCGAAGCUAACAUUUUUGACAAGAACUUAACAGUUGUGAGUCAAUUUAUUAUUUAUUAAUAAUUAUAAUUAAACAACGUUUCAUGCUACGUAUAGCAUGUAAAAUAUGAUUUGCAGUUGUUUAAAAUAGAUUCCGUUGGUCGCGGAGCAAUGCUAUGGGUCAUUUUAGUACUCAAAAUGAUUCAUAGCUAUAUGAAAAAUAUUUAUUUAUAAAGAUUUUAUGGAAUCAUUUAUAUCAGACUCUAUCUUAUUUAACUAAACAAUUGUUAAGUACAAUGUUUAUUAAACUCAUCAAAGUUGUUAAUAGUGCCAUCAACAUACAGACUAUAUAUACGUAUAAGUUAUAUAGAAACACAGUUUUCUCUCGCAGCAUAUGUGAAAUUUAUUUUUCUACUCUGUAACUCAUGACCUAUGUGAUAUCGCAAAAUGUGACGAAGCAGGUGUCUUAAAUCCACUUAAAACAUAUUUAUCACGCGGAAUAGUUAUCCCCUAUUAUAAGAUGUAGUUAUGUACUCGAAUAAAUAUAACUUUUUAAAA